Messenger RNA from Symbiodinium natans, 1992 nucleotides. Lineage: Eukaryota; Dinophyceae; Suessiales; Symbiodiniaceae. The record is from the annotation of a GenBank genome assembly.
AUGAGCGAAAGGGGUCCGUCUCAAAUCCUCCCAACUUCCUGGCAAUCUUAUCAAUCCAGAGCCUCAGCGACCUUGAUUGAUGCCCAGUUAUACUCAAUCUCCAAGAGAGAAGGUGCAACUCCCGACGCUGUGCGCUCUGCCCAGGAAGAGGUCCGACAUUGCUAUGCCUUGCGGCCAGACGUUCGGGUACUGGUGGAGGCGUUGCUGGAGGACGGAAUCAAGGGCGUCAAACAACGGUGCACCUUACACCUGGGGGUCCCCAUGCAGCCCAUGUUGGCCAAGGCGUGCACCUCCAUCCAGGAGCUGUUGAAGCGGAUCUUGGGAUCGAUGCCUCACAAGGCAAAGAGGGGCUGGUGCGAGUGGUGCGAGUGGUGCGAUGCUGGCUGCCGAGUUCAAGUGCCCGCAAGCUUUGGCGAAUACAAAUACAACAGACGACUUCUGAUCAGUCGCAGUGUGUCAGAAAGCUCCUUGCAGCUUUGCGUCGUUGUGGCUCCCAAGUCGGGGCGGGGGGCAGGACGCGAGUCCCGGAAAGGUGCCAGCGAGGGAGAGCAUGCAGUCAUGCUACAUGGCUGCGGCAUCUGCGUUAGCCGGACAGUACAGACCGCGAACGCGUGCAAGUACGACGGCCAGCGCGCGCAGAUCCACGUCCUUCCUGGCAGUACUGUGAAGAUCUUCUCGCGGAAGCUAGAUGACAUGACGUACAAGUAUCCAGAUGUCGUCAAAGCUGUGUUGCGAUCUUCCAGGAUGCAGGUGCCCUGCGUGCUUGACGCCGAGAUUGUUGCCGUGGUGCCCAAGGAGUCGAACACGGGGGAGGCGGAGAGCAGCAAGGACCUGGAAGGGAAAGACAGCACCAAGGGGUCCAUUGAGGCUUUCCAGUCACUGGCCACUCGAAAGCGAAAGAAUGUCACAGAAGCCAACGCAGCCACGGCGUCCGUGGCCGUGAAGGUGUUUCUUUUCGACCUCCUCUUUUUGGGGGAGGAGCCUCUCAUUUCGUUGCCCUUCCAUCACCGUCGAGAAAAACUCCGCCAGAGCUUUGCAGAAGUGGAGGAUCUUGUGGCCUAUGCCGAAGCAGAGGACUUGGAGGGCAGCGCUGGCACGGCUGAAGCCACUCUCGAGGCUGCUUUGCGGCGUUCCGUGGCCAUGUCGUGCGAGGGCUUGAUGGUGAAGCAUUUGGGUUCAGGCUACGAGCCUUCAACAAAGCGGUCGGAUUGCUGGCUCAAGCUGAAGAAAGACUAUGUGGAGAGCAUGGGAGACUCGCUCGACUUGCCUCUUUGCGGCAAGCUUACGGUUGGAAGGAUCCCCAUCGGCGGCUGGCGCGGCAGCGGCCGCAAGUCGCGCUGGGUGUCGCCGUGGCUCCUGGCCACGUAUGACCCGGUUGAGGGUACCUUUGGCUCAGUUUGCCGAGUCAUGUCCGGCUUCAGCGAUCAGUUCUACAAGGAGAACACGAUCCGCUACCUGGGCCGCGAGCUCCAAGUCGGCGGCAAGGUCGAGGAGGCUCAUGAAGGCGGCUUGGCUGCCAGCAGUGGAGGUGAGGAGGCAGACGAGGAGGAAGACAUUGAGGUGGAGAGCGCAGACAGUGCAGCUGCAGAGGAAGAGGCGAGAUUCAUGUCCAGUCGGUCAGGCUCUGUUGGGAUGCAGCUGCGGUCCAAGGCCGAAGGAGUCGAGACCCUGGAGCAGCCGAGGUUUUGGUUCCAGCCCAGUGAAGUCUGGGAAAUUCGGGGAGCAGCAGCAGACCCAGCACUCCUCGUCAACUGUCCGAGACAUCACCAUUUCUCCAAAGCAUUUGGCUGCGAAGGGCGACUGGCCUUCUUGGUCAUGUCAUGCUUGGUGGAUCCGAAGCGAGGCCUCUCGCUACGCUUCCCACGCUUCAUACGCAAACGCGAGGACAAGCGCCUAGACCAGGCUACCACGCCGCAGCAGCUGGCGGAGCUUUGUUUGCAGCCGCGGGCAUUGUUUGAGGUCCCAGAGAAGAUGGACCUAAAGCAUAGUUAA